Molecule: messenger RNA, 2092 nt
Organism: Myotis davidii
Lineage: Eukaryota; Metazoa; Chordata; Mammalia; Chiroptera; Vespertilionidae
Gene: TSKS
Product: testis specific serine kinase substrate
Exons: 11
Coding region: 1-1836 (611 amino acids)
Cellular component (GO): centriole
Molecular function (GO): protein kinase binding
Source: RefSeq, a predicted model, not a curated record
AUGGCCAGCGUGGUGGUGAAGACGAUCUGGCAGUCCAAGGAGAUCCAUGAGGCAGGGGACCCCCCGGCGGGCGUGGAGAGCCGCUCCCAGAUGAUCCCAGAGGCUCCUGGGGGGGUGACCAGCCCAACCAAGGGGAUCUCGAAGAAAAAGAAGGCCGUGUCGUUCCACGGGGUGGAGCCUCGGAUGUCCCACGAACCAAUGCACUGGUGUCUGAACCUCAAACGGUCUUCGGCCUGCACCAAUGUGUCCCUGCUCAACCUGGCUGCCGUGGAGGCCACGGACUCCUCCGUGACAGACUCUACCACGGAAGACAGCAGCUCGCUGGCGCUGCCCGUGGCCCCCACCUCCCCCACCCCACCCUGGACUCCAGAUGAUCCAGAUAUCACGGAACUACUGAGCGGGGUCAACAGUGGAUUGGUUCGCGCCAAAGACUCCAUCACCAGCUUGAAGGAAAAAACCACCCGGGUCAACCAGCACGUGCAGACGCUGCAGGUGUGCGGCCCACCCUGCCCCCCAACACCUCCUCUUCCUCCGGGGCGCUUGGCUCUCUUAGGCCCCUCCACCAGCUCAGUGAGCCCAUGGCCCAGCUGGAAAGCCAGAGGCUCAGAAAGGAAAGUCGUCUUCCCAGGCCUAGCCUCUCCCCACCACGGGGGGGGGGACCAGAGGCAGGGGGCAGACACUGGCUGUGGGGGCCAGGGGGGAGGUGUGCCUUGUCAUCUGGGGUGCCACCUGUAUGGGAAUAGAGGGGAAGGGCAAGGAGGCAGAACUGGAAUGGGAAGGCAGGGCCCCUGCCCCGGUGUCCUGACCCAGGAGAACUGCCGGAAGGUGACCCGCUCGGUGGAAGACGCUGAAAUAAAAACCAACGUCCUGAAACAGAACUCCGCCCUGCUGGAGGAGAAGCUGCGCUACCUCCAGCAGCAGCUGCAGGACGAGACGCCCCGGAGGCAGGAAGCCCAGCUGCAGGAGCUGGAGCAGAAGCUGGAGGCAGGCCUGUCCCGGCAGGGCUGCUCGGGGCCGCCCGGGAGGGCCCCGGGGGCCCGGGCCGGGGAGGGCCUCGUCAUGAGUGAGCAGGAGGUGCAGAAGGUGUCUGCCGGCCUGGAGGACCUGAGGCGGGAGGUGUCCUCGCUGACCGGGCCAAUCAGAGCAGAGAGGGGCAGGCAGGGCGGGGUGUGUGCCCUGCUGGUCACGGGCACAGCCUCGCUCGGAGGGGCGCCCUCGAAGCCCUGGCUAUUGUUCCGCUUCAGGGUGGAGCGGUCAGCCGUGUCCGUGGCUUCGCUGAGGAGCGAUCUGGAGGGCCUGGGCCCUGUGAAGCCGAUCCUGGAGGAGCUGGGGCGGCAGUUCCAGAGCUCCCGCCGGAGUUCCGACAUCUCCAUGAGCCUGGAGCGGGCCCCCCAAGGCUCCUGCACCCGCUGUGCCAGCCAGGGGCAGCAGCUGUCCACGGAGUCCCUGCAGCAGCUGUUGGAGCGCGCCCUGACCCCGCUGGUGGACGAGGUGAAGCAGAGGGGCCUGGCCCCGGCCUGCCCCAGCUGCCAGCGGCUGCACAAGAAGAUUCUGGAGCUGGAGCGCCAGGCCUUGGCCAAGCACGUCAGGGCAGAGGCCCUGAGCUCCACCCUGCGCCUGGCCCAAGACGAAGCCUUGCGGGCCAAGAACCUGCUGCUGACGGACAAGAUGAAGCCGGAGGAGAAGGUGGCCUCCCUGGACUAUCUGCACUUGAAGAUGUGCUCCCUCCAUGACCAGCUCAGCAACCUGCCACUUGAGGGGUCCACGGGGACAAUGGGAGGAGGAAGUAGUGGGGGUGCUCCCCCCAAACGUGGGGGCUCAAACCCAGAACAAUAAACGGCCCCUCAUGCUGGCAUGAACUCUUGUCUCCUUGUUGGCACCGAAAGAUGGUCAGUAAUUUGGAUGCACACCAUGCGGUCCUCGGCUCACAGGCGUCUCCAUCCCAGAGAGACGCCGAUGAUGGGCCAGGUCUUUGGAAAGAAGAUAGGGGGUAAAAGAAGGUUCUAGGAUGCAGUCUGUGCGUCAGUCAACCAACCUUUCUUUAGGGUGAUUUUUCCUAGGUCCUUGCCUAUUGCUGUGCAAAGAAUUAUCC